AUGCUGAACUCGACUGUGGAGCUGAUCGCCCUCUGGGCGUCGUCCCGCCCGUCGCUCCUGGCCUUCUGCUUCUCCCACCUCAUCAUCGCCGUCCUCCUCGGCGACCGCGGCUGCGCGUCGGAACUGGGUACUGACGGUGACGGCCGUGGAGAGUUGGCUCCGGAAGGUGACCAAGCUGAACCCCUGCGCGGUGUCCAAGUACACGGAGGGGCAAAGUGCAAUGGGGGGCAGGAGGGUCCGGCCGCCACCACGAAAAUCAUCGCCGGCCGCGGCCGCGCCGGCGAGGGCGUCGCCGGAGCGGGCGAGGUUGACGCAGGUGCUGUCCAGUUGGACGCUAGCGGAGAUAACAGUGGAGGUGAGGGAGAGUCCGUUGGCGCUGACGCCUCGUCGCAAGAAAAACGCGAUGGCGAUGCAGAGGAGGAUGAGCUGAUGGUGCGGGCCGAGGAGUUCAUCCAGAGGAUGAACCGAGCCUGGAGGACGGAGAACGUGUGCCUCUGCUGA
Molecule: messenger RNA, 501 nt
Organism: Panicum virgatum (switchgrass)
Lineage: Eukaryota; Viridiplantae; Streptophyta; Magnoliopsida; Poales; Poaceae
Exons: 1
Coding region: 1-501 (166 amino acids)
Source: RefSeq, a predicted model, not a curated record